Messenger RNA from Sinocyclocheilus grahami, 915 nucleotides. RefSeq names its product ferritin, heavy subunit-like. Gene Ontology annotation, biological process: intracellular iron ion homeostasis; iron ion transport. NCBI's taxonomy places the organism in Eukaryota, Metazoa, Chordata, Actinopteri, Cypriniformes, Cyprinidae. The coding region runs from base 165 to 698 and encodes 177 amino acids. Gene Ontology annotation, cellular component: cytoplasm. The transcript has 6 exons. Gene Ontology annotation, molecular function: ferric iron binding; ferrous iron binding. The record is from RefSeq and is a predicted model, not a curated record.
UUAUGUAAACAAAAACCGCUAUAAUUCACCACACGCUCUACUGCGACUCAUUUCAUUCGUGUUUGGGACAGAGAGCGGCUCCUGUCUCUUUGUGGGUCUGUCUGAUUUGUUUUAAGCAGUAUAUUGUGAAAUCACGCGUGGUCAUUCAUAUCGUCUCAGGAAUCAUGAGUUCUCAGGUGAGGCAGAGCUUCCAUCAGGAGUGUGAGGCAGCCAUUAACAGACAGAUUUACCUGGAGCUCUACGCCUCUUAUGUCUACCUGUCCAUGGGGUAUUAUUUUGACAGGGAUGACAAGUCUUUGCCCAACUUUGCCAAGUUUUUCCGCGAGCAGUCUAAGGAGGAGCGAGAACAUGCGGAGAAGCUGAUGAGUCUGCAGAACCAAAGAGGAGGACGGAUCUACCUGCAGGACAUCAAGAAGCCGGAUCGGGAUGAGUGGGGCAGUGGUCUGGAAGCGCUGGAAUGUGCUCUGGCUCUGGAAAAGAGUGUAAAUCUGUCCUUACUGGAGCUUCACAAGGUGGCAACUCAACACAAUGAUCCACAUGUUUGUGAUUUCCUGGAGACGCAUUACCUGGACGAGCAGGUGAAGUCCAUUAAAGAGCUGGCGGACUGGGUGAGCAGCCUGCGGCGGAUGGGUGCCCCUCAGAACGGCAUGGCCGAAUAUCUGUUUGACAAGCACACUCUGGGAAAGGAAAGCUCUUAGACAAUCUCUCUCUGUGUUUAUGAUGCAGUCAGUCCGCCAAGCAUGUCAUGCCAUAUGAGUGUCAGACAGACGUGUUGCAAACUCUGCUGUAGUUUACUAGAGAUCCUGCCUGAACCCUUUAUAAGCCAUACAGUUGAUAUAGUCCACAUUAUACGCAAUAUUCUAUAUGAAAUCAUUCAAAUGUGUUGAUCUCAAUAAAAAAAUAAUACUAGCAAAA